CUAAAACCUCUUCGCCUCUCUCCUCACUCCUCUUUGGGGGUUUUCUCGAGAAAACUCAAUCCCUGCCAUGGACUCUAACGCGAGGAGGAAUGUUAACAUCUCGUCGCAGGGCUCUUCCCCCUCUCCCAAGCCGUCUAAGUUCUCUGUAUACCGGAACCCUGCUCUCUCCGCCGCGUCCACCGCUAACAGCCUCCGUCCCUCGAAAUCCGUCCUUUUCUUUAUAUUCGUGCUCUCUACAGCUUCCGUUUUCUCUCUCGUUUCCUUCAUGGCUGGGGAGAAACGAUUGACUAAUGCUUUAACAUUCGGGAGGAUAUCACAAGAGGCAGCUUAUGUUACUGUAAAGGCGUGGCAGGGAUUGGUGGCUUUGUUUUGUAUUGGAGCGAUGAUGGCUUUUUCCAAAGGGAUAUCUCUGCACAGAGCUAAGUUUGCUGCUAAACCAGAAAGUAAAGAAACCCAAGAUCAGUUUUCUUUAACAAGCCGUCAGCUUGAGCUUUUAGGAAUAAAGAAAAAAGGUGAGCAGGGUGUAUCGGAAUCUCCCAAGAGUCGUCCCGCAUUGAAACCAACACGGUCAUUAGAGCCGCUUGUCCCAAUCCAUCAGAAUCUUACUGGCUCAGCGCAUAAGUCUAACAGUGCUGGUGAUAAGCUGAAUUCUCGUGGUGGGAGUCAGAUUAGUCCGUUUAGCACUCCCUCUAAACAGAUGGGUUCGCCGUCGUUGUAUCUUGUCCCUUCUAGUUCACCAGCUUCUUCGAACCGAGCUUCCUCUGGUCAUGAUAAGGCUGUGUCUAGUCCUUGGUCCGGUAGACGAAAUUAUGCAAGAGACAUCGCCACAGAAGAGCAGCUAGAGCAGCUUUUGGCAGAAGUAGAUGAGAAAAUCACUGAGUCAGCUGGGAAGGUGCGGACUCCUCCACCAACAGUUGGGAGUUUUGCAAUGGCUAGUCCGAGUACUGUUGGUGGUUCAGCUGGUAUGUCUGGGACUACUAGGAGUACACCAGUAAGAACUGUUAGGAUGUCUCCUGGUGCUCAGAAAUUUACAACUCCACCAAAGAAAGGAGAGGGUGAUUUCCCCACACCCAUGUCCUUAGAACAGGCUAUCGAAGGUUUCAGGCACCUAGGUGUGUAUCCUCAGAUAGAAUACUGGCGUGACAGGCUAAGGCAGUGGUGUUCCUCAGUUUUGCUCAAGCCUUUGCUUAGCAAGAUAGAAACUAGUCAUAUUCAGGUAAUGCAAACAGCAUCGAAGCUAGGUGUUACUGUCACCGUUGCUCAAGUUGGAAGUGAUUUGUCAACAAAUGGAACCGCUCCUACUGCAUUACCAACUGAUCGUACAAAAGCGUGGCAGCCAUCUUAUUCUCUCGAUGAAGACGCUAUUCUUCACCAAUUGCGCGCUAGUCUUGUACAGGCUAUUGAUGCCACCAUGCAAAAGCUGUGUACAGAGAACCAGCAGUUUCAGCAACAACAGCAGCAACAGCAACAGCAAGCGGCACUAAUACCCGUUAUGCAGGAAUGUGUGGAUGCCAUUAGCGAACAUCAGAGGCUUCAGGGUUUAAUGAAAGGAGAGUGGGUCAAGGGUUUACUUCCACGCAGCAGCAUUCCAGCAGACUACACGGUGCAAAGAAUCAGAGAGCUUGCGGAAGGAACUUGUGUGAAGAACUAUGAAUACAAUGGAAGGGCAGAUGCUCGUGAAAAAAACAAGAAAUGGAGUCUUGAGCCUCCAACCGAUUCUCAUCUGAUGUUGUACUUGUUCUGUGCCUACUUGGAACACCCGAAAUGGAUGUUACAUCUGGACCCAAGCUCUUAUACAGGGACUCAGUCGAGCAGGAACCCGUUAUUCUUGGGGGUUUUGCCUCCAAAGGAGAGAUUCCCAGAGAAGUACAUAGCAGUGGUAUCAGGUGUACCGUCUGUCCUCCAUCCCGGUGCAUGUGUACUUGCUGUAGACAAGCAAUGCCCACCGACCUUUGCCUUGUACUGGGAUAAGAAGGUGCAAUUUACUCUUCAGGGACGAACAGCGCUAUGGGACUCAGUGUUGUUGAUGUGCCACAGAAUCAAGGUAGGAUAUGGAGGUGUUGUUCGUGGGAUGAACCUUGGUUCUUCGGCUCUCAACAUCUUACAAGUUGUUGAUUCUGAAACUGAUGAUUAAAAUCUCGUUUGGCUCAUCUAACUUUUCAAGAAAAGUGGAUUUUGCUUGAGACUCCUAAGAUAUGUUGGGCGUUGGAGGUCUAAAUUGACCAUUGUUAAAAGGAGAAAAUGUAGUGAAAUUAGUUCUCUUUAGAUUGCAACGUAUUAUUGUUAAAAAUUGAAGAUGCUUUUUUCUGUCCCACUAUAUCAGUUGAUGGACAAUAAGCUGAAUAUUUUGUUCAUGAAGAAAACAUGUGACUUUAAUGCAUGAAAAAGAACCGGAAUUGGCA
Messenger RNA from Eruca vesicaria subsp. sativa (arugula), 2402 nucleotides. Lineage: Eukaryota; Viridiplantae; Streptophyta; Magnoliopsida; Brassicales; Brassicaceae. The record is from the annotation of a GenBank genome assembly.